UAUUAUUCUCUGGUUUUCAUUGUCAGCUGUCAACAAUGUCAACGAAUAUGCAAAAAUUUCUGGAAAAUAAAUAAUAGACAUUUGAUGCCUAGAUAUCCUGAAUCGGCGUAAUGUUUAUGUACCUAAUGGAUUUAAAUAAUCAUUCCAAGCAAAUGUUUGCACAUCAAUGGCUAUUUUCGAGAAAGAAACUUCUAAUAAAGUAUUGUUAGAUGAUACAGAACCAUUAUCAUGUACUAUUGAAAAUUGGAAAAGCGUUAACGGACACACGGAGUUCAUCAUUAAAGUACAUAGGGGACCAUUUUCUGAUGAGACAUGGAGAAUAUCCAAACGAUAUAAUGAUUUCUAUAAGCUUCAUACCCACCUACAAUCUUCAGGGCUACAAUUAUCAUUUCCUCCUAAGAAGCUUAUUGGCAACUUUGAUCCUGAUUUCAUUAAUGAAAGACUGAGAGGUUUACAGAAAUAUUUAAACUUGAUCCUUAUGAAUCCAAUACUAGUGUCUUCACUUCCGGCUAGAUCUUUUAUAGAUCCUGCCAACUAUUGCCAACCAUUUAGUGAAGUUGCACUUCAACAUGUAUCUUUAGCUCUUAGAGGUGAAGUAGGUUGGGAAGUAGCAACACCCCUAACAGAAAUAGGAUGGAGAAUUAGAAAACAUUAUUACCAUCUCAAGAACAAAAAUGCACCAAGUAGGGAAUUUUGGGCGAGUUGGACAGAUUUUGGACCAGAUAAAUAUUUGGACGAUAAAGACAUGCACAGUUUUUUCAAGAGUUUAUCGCAAUUACAGCACCCUUUCAUUCAUCCCGUAGAGAUGUGUUUAUGUAAUGAUGUUGGAGGUUUAGUUGUCAGAACUUACCAAAAAGAUGGAACUUUGAGAGAUCUUUUGUGCAAUUCUAAACCAAAGCAAUCUUUUCUGAAGAAGUAUGGAAAUCCGAAGGGGCACAAACACUUAGGAGAAAGUCAGAUAGCAUUAUAUGGUAGACAAAUACUUGAAGCUUUAUCAUUUAUGCAUGAUAAGGGAAUACCUUAUGGUCAUUUACACACAGGAAAUGUAGUCAUAGAAAACGGUAGGGUCAAAUUAUUGGACAUAGAAAAUGGUGUUCUUGGAGUGCCAUCAUUUUAUAGACCUUAUUUCAUGCAGCAUAGAAAGAUAAGUAGUUUGGAAGCUAUUGAUGUGUAUUGUUUUGGACACACAUUGUAUGAAAUGACAUUUGGUGCUCCGUUACAUGAAAGUAUAGUAGAAAACUUUCCAGAUUGUGCUCCACCAAUAAAAGCAGUAUUACAAUCAAUUUUAUCCUUUGACGCAUGUAAAUCAGGAUUACCAUCUAUUGACGAUUUGCUUAAUCAGCCGUUCUUCUCUUCGGCCACUACAAAUGCCACAAAUAAUGAAAAGAUAUUUUUCAAAUUGCCAAGCUCGACCAAGGAAAAGUUGAAACUUGUUCGCAAUCAAAUAGAAAACAGACUCAAAGAUGAACAAAAAAUGGUCAGGAGUCAGAAACGUCUUGUCAAAGUACAAGAAAUGAUGAGUUCAGAAGAAGAAAAAAAGAAGCAAAGACAUAAACAAAGACAUGAACAGAAGUUAUUUGUAAAAGAACAACAGAAGAAACAGGAAAAAUUGAGACAACAAUCUAUUGAUGGGGAAAAAGCUCAUAGUGGUAACAGUAGUACAGCUACUUCAGUAGGUACCGCAACACCUCCUUCAACAGGUUCACAUGUACCUUCUCCGCCUCCUCCUCCGCCACCGCCACCUAUGCUAUCUAAUGGGGAGGUUCUAGAACACCCAAUAUCUCCUCCAGAGUUUGCUGCUGAUGAUCGUUCUGCUUUAUUGGGUGCCAUAUGCAAUUUCAAUAAAUCAUCAUUACGUAAAUCACAAACAAAAAAAUAAAAUUAUGCUAUAAACUUUCUACUUAUAUAUUUUAUUGAUUGUGAUAUCUUCCUUCCUAUUUAUAUUAUAUAGAUGAUAUACCUAUGUAAAAAUGUGUGUAUUUUUAUCGUAAAACAACAUGUGUAAUAUAAUUCUCUAUUAAA
This is a messenger RNA of Coccinella septempunctata (seven-spotted ladybird), 2022 nucleotides long. Its product is annotated as PX domain-containing protein kinase-like protein. The coding region runs from base 167 to 1879 and encodes 570 amino acids. Gene Ontology annotation, molecular function: phosphatidylinositol binding; ATP binding; protein kinase activity. The record is from RefSeq and is a predicted model, not a curated record. The transcript has 9 exons. Gene Ontology annotation, biological process: endosome to lysosome transport; protein targeting to lysosome; early endosome to late endosome transport. Gene Ontology annotation, cellular component: early endosome; extrinsic component of endosome membrane; late endosome. Lineage: Eukaryota; Metazoa; Arthropoda; Insecta; Coleoptera; Coccinellidae.